Molecule: messenger RNA, 876 nt
Organism: Colletotrichum karsti
Lineage: Eukaryota; Fungi; Ascomycota; Sordariomycetes; Glomerellales; Glomerellaceae
Product: putative transposase
Exons: 3
Coding region: 1-876 (291 amino acids)
Source: RefSeq, a predicted model, not a curated record
AUGAACAUCACCAACAAAGCAAUUGGCAUCGCCCAUGAUGCCCGCGCCGACAAGACCGUCUUCAGCCCGGCAUCUACGUCUGCCUCUGCACCUUUGAGUGCAUCCGCUUCUUCCCUCAGCCGUCAUGCUCGUUGCAUAUCUACGCUCGCCUGCUCGCACUGGACUCCAGACAAGGUCUGGGCCGUGCAAGCCAUCCUGAAAUCCAGCUCUGCCUCCCUGGUCCUCACAAGGCAACGCCUUCUUUUCCGUUUCGAGUCCCACGAGAUUCCCUUACCUUGUGCUGUCUUCUCUCGUCCGGCCCCGAGACCAGCAACCACUGCGCCAGCGAAAGCGACAUCCACGAUUCCUUGCCUGGCCUACAUCCACUACGCGGAUGUUUGCAUUGCGCGCAGGAACUCUCUAAAGUACAUCUGUUCCCCAAGGCCACCCCGACGCGCGAUGAGCAUCGCCACUGCUUCUCUCUACGGACUUCGUCUCGACCGAAUCAUCCCAGACGAUCCCCACGAGGAUCCCUACAUCGCCGCUCUUCUCAUCGCCCUUGCCCAGUCAAAUCGCCGUGCUCUGGCGCGUGUGCGGCCGCAGUCUUCGCCCGAAUCCUACCGUGUUCACGUGCUUCGGACAGACCCCACGACGGAGUUGUACCUCACUCUCUAUGCGGCCGACAUACCUGCCACCCUCCUCCGAAAGCUUUCUGACUUCAACGAGUCAUCUGGCAUGCGCUCCGAGUUUUCCAUCUCCUCCAAAAGGAUUCCCUUCGAGCCAUAUUCGUCCUUUCAAGAGCGCCUGCACAAUUCCAUCACUCCCCGGACUUCGAAGCGACGAAGAGCCGCGGAAGAUGUUGAUCCCCGCGACAGCACGCGCCAACGGACACGAUGA